CAAGAUGCUGUACUGCAUCAACCUCCUGCGCGACGGCUUCACGGCCGCACUGCUAAGCUUUCUGAUAUGGAGCCUUCCCGGCGCUCUAGGCAUGUACGGGCUGUCCAUUGGUGUCUCGAACAUCAACGAGAAACUGCCGGGACCGGUCUAUGCCCUCCUGUCGGGUCUCAACGCGGCCACGGUCGGUGUCAUUGCAUUGGCGGCUGUCGAGUUGUCCCAAAAGGCCAUCACCGACAAACUGACGCGGAUCAUCGUCUUCCUUACCGGGACUGCCGGCAUGUUGUACAAUGCACUGUGGUAUUUCCCCGUGCUCAUGGCAGCUUCCGGUCUUGCGACACUCACCUUCGAUUUUCGCUGCCUUCACCGGCCGCUCGCAAAGCUAGCUGCUGCUGUAAGCAGGCUCCGAGGACUAUGGCCCUUCCGCCGCUCAGCUCAGGUCCAGACCAGCACAGACGCAGUAGAGAACCCGCAUAGCUUUGCGCGCAAUCCUCCCGACCCAACCACCCCUCCCAUCUCCGAACUCCCCAUCACCGAAGACGCAGCGCAGCAGGAUGGCAACCCCUCCAUAGCCGAGACAGAGCCGCGCAUUGUGCCGCCAUCUCACCAGCUCUCCAUCCGCCUCUCUAUAACCUGGAAAACCGGCGCCGCCAUCAUCGCGUCCUUCCUCGCGACCUUCGUCGUCACCAUCACCCUGCGCAGCACCCUCGGCCCGUCGCCGCUGCUCUACCGGCUGUUCACCAACAUGUACCUCGCGGGGACCAUCAUCUUCGGCGGCGGGCCCGUCGUCAUCCCGCUCCUGCGCGAAUACGUCGUCGCCGAGGGCUGGGUCGCGCCGCGCGACUUCCUCAUCGGCCUCGCGCUGAUCCAGGCGUUUCCGGGCCCCAACUUCAACUUUGCCGUCUUCCUGGGCAGUCUGACGGCGCUCGGGGAGGGGCAGAGCUCCCUUGCUGGCGCGGCGGUCGCGUGGGUGGGUAUCUUUGCGCCCGGGCUGGUGCUCGUGCACGGGACCAUGGGCAUCUGGAGCGCCCUCAGAGGGAGGAGGUGGGUGAAGAGCGUGCUGCGGGGCGUGAACGCGGGCGCUGUCGGUCUGAUGUACACGGCCGUGUAUCGUAUCUUUGGGGUGGGAUACAUCGAUGACGGGUUCCAGGCCGGCAGCAGCUUGGGCGGCGAUCCGUGGUGGGUGGCCAUCACCGCUACCAGCUAUGUUGGUGGGAGGUACUUUGGGAUCCAGGCCCCGCUGGCCAUCGUGCUGGGUGCCGUGCUGGGACUCCUCCGAUACGCUGUGGUUUCGUCUUGAUUGGUGCGGAGUACUAGUACCGUACCCCGGCGCGCCAGGCCUAGCCAACAGUUCACUCUAUCCAGUAUUCACUGACGGUCCAGCCAAGACGGAACCCUCUUUUAGACACAUGGAAGUCCGAGCCUCAAUUACGAGGGGUGGACACUGCCGGACUUAACAUGUCCUUAGUCCCGCCUAACACCGCUGUCUCCUCGUCGUUGUCAAGGCUCUAGAUGAGGAAGGCCACCAUGUAUUAUUUGCCAGCACAUACUAUAUAGACGUUGUUACCCUCAAUUCCUCCAUCCAUCCCCCAAUUGUCUUGGACAUCCCCUAUGUCACUUCCCACAUAUCUCCCUCAACUCCACGCCUUAGUCGAAAAAAAAAAAAAAAAAAAAAAA
Messenger RNA from Chaetomium strumarium, 1674 nucleotides. RefSeq names its product chromate transporter-domain-containing protein. Gene Ontology annotation, molecular function: chromate transmembrane transporter activity. NCBI's taxonomy places the organism in Eukaryota, Fungi, Ascomycota, Sordariomycetes, Sordariales, Chaetomiaceae. The transcript has a single exon. Bases 5 to 1297 code for a protein of 430 amino acids. Gene Ontology annotation, biological process: chromate transport. The record is from RefSeq and is a predicted model, not a curated record.